Molecule: messenger RNA, 1209 nt
Organism: Abrus precatorius (Indian licorice)
Lineage: Eukaryota; Viridiplantae; Streptophyta; Magnoliopsida; Fabales; Fabaceae
Exons: 3
Coding region: 201-710 (169 amino acids)
Source: RefSeq, a predicted model, not a curated record
AUCCUCCAUUUUCCCUUCACAGCCCAAAAAUUGUUCAUGAAAACUUGAGUUCCGAUUGAGAAAUUUUGAUAAAUAGAGACUUUCUGAGUUUUUAACCUUUUCAAGGCUUCCCAAACUAGAGGCUGCUACUUGUUCAAGAAGAGACUGUGCUCUUUUACAUAGAAAGGGUUUUGCUGCAAGAACUUGACACGAUUGUGUAAAUGUCUGUGGCUUUUACCAAUCUCUCAUGGUGGUUAUGGAGUGGAAAACAUCAAGAGCCAAGAAUCCCAAAUGGGUCUUCUAUGAAUUCUUCAGCUGAUUCAAAUUUGUGGGAAUCAGAUGUAUUGAGGUUUCCUUUGGUUCAGGCAAAUGUGGGGUCCUCAUCGAGAAGGGUGAAGCGCAAAAGGCAUAGUAGGGAAGAGAGGAAGAUAGAUAGGGAAUAUGAUGUUGUUCUGGUUCCAUCUGAUGGUGGAUGUGUUUCUGGUUCUGAAUCUGAUGAUUCUGACUGGUCAAUUGGUUGGUUGGAGCCUCAAGGACCUGGUUUCCCAAGUGAUGAUGAAACAGAUAACAGUUUUGCCGUGCUGGUUCCGUGCUAUGGACGAGAUUAUGGUAGAAUAGUGGAGGAUCCAAAAAGCAAUUUACUCAGUGCUGUUGGGAACUUUCCAGAUAGUUAUUCAGAUGAGAGCAAGAAAUAUGUGGAGAACUGGCUGUCUUCUCUUCGAAAUACCUGAUGCACAGCACACACAGUCAUCAUUGUGAUCCUGCAUUUUCCUGAGAAAAAUCCUUUUUUGUGGUCUUGAGACAAUAAACAAUUGUAUAAUGUAAAUAUUGUAAAAAGGAAAAUAGGCACUGUGAUGUGAUGUGAGAAUAUGAUUGGUUAACAUUGAGUCUUGGUUAAUUCAAAUCUAUGAGGAGCAGAUAUGGUGAAGAAUAAAGCAGUUUUGAAGAUUUGUCACUAUCUCAGAAUGAUGUACAAAUGCUGUUCUGCUUUCUUCCUUGGAGAAUCGAAAAACAUUGUGGCGGAAUUGAGAGCAGGACAAAGAUGUGGAUGAAUGAAUGCAUGUUGAAGUGUGACUUUGGAACUUGCAAUUCGUUGAUGUAAAUAUUUAUAUGGAUAUGGGAAUUGGUUCAAUGUUCGAUUAUGUACUCAAAUUUGUACAUAACUGUAUAUAAAUUUUGUAUAACAUGGGUGUACUCUGUAUAUAUUUAUCUGUUUUUGGUUCAUGGAGG